GCCGCCCCCGCCCCGCCUGUUUAUGCACGGGCUGCGCACGUGGCGGCCGCGCGGCGCCAUUGGCGCUCGCUCUCGGGGGCCGCGGCCGCCCGGCCAAUCGCGGUGCUGUCCACGCGCGGCCGCUCGCCUGCGAUUGGCUCCGGCGCAGCGAUCACGCACCGUGACGUAACAGACGCGUGCGCCCCCCCCUUGGCUGCCAAUCCGGAGGCGGUGCGGUGCACGGCGAAUCGCGGGGCGCAGAGCUCGGAGGCGCCCAACGAGCGGCGAGCCGGGGCGGGACUUUCCUCUGCGGGCGCCGGCGGAGACGGGCGGGUUUUAAAGCGACCGUCGACGGCGGGCGCGGGGCUUCCCCCCCCCCCCCCGCCCCGCAGCCGGGGAGCUAUGGCGGCCGCCGGGCCGGGCCCGGGCCCCGGCGCCGUGAAGACGCUGGCCCUGGUGCUGGAGGACGAGGCGCAGCGCGGCGGCGGCUACUGCAGCGGGGACGCGGUGUCCGGGAGGGUCCUGCUGGAGCUGGCGGGGCCGCUGCCGCUGCGCGGGCUGCGCCUCGAGGCCGUGGGGCGGGCGCGCGUCGCCUGGAGCGACAGCUCGGGAGCCGUGUCCGGGGCGGCGGGCAGGGCGCUGGGGCCGCGGCGGGAGGCCGAGGUGCCGUACCUGGACAUCCGGCAGAACCUCCUGCGGGACCCGCCCGGAGGUGAGGAAAACUUAAUUCUUCUAGAUGGAAGACAUGAAUUUCCGUUCAGCUUUCAACUCCCUCAAGAACCUUUGGUGACCUCUUUUACUGGGAAGUAUGGCAGUAUUCAGUACUAUGUGAAAGCUGUUCUGGAGAGGCCCACGAUGCCUGAUCAAAGCGUUCAGACAGAGCUUCAGGUCAUUAGCCAUAUCGACAUCAGCUCACCAGCUCUAUUGACACCGGUUCAAAGAAGUCAAGAGAAGAUGAUUGGCUGUUGGUUUUUCACCUCUGGGCCAGUGUCUCUCAGUGCCAAAAUCGAGAGGAAGGGAUACUGUAAUGGGGAGGCCAUACCAAUCUAUGCAGAAAUUGAGAACUGCUCGUCUCGUCUGAUUGUUCCAAAAGCUGCCAUUUUCCAAACACAAACUUACCUGGCCAAUGGGAAGACAAAAACUUUCCGUCAGAUGGUUGCCAAUGUCCGAGGAAACCAUAUUGCCUCUGGGAGUACAGAUACCUGGAAUGGGAAAACUCUGAAAAUCCCACCUGUAUCCCCGUCUAUACUUGACUGCUGUAUUAUUAGGAUAGAAUAUUCAUUAGCUGUGUAUGUCCAUAUUCCUGGUGCUAAGAAAUUGAUGGUUGAAAUGCCGCUGGUGAUUGGCACUAUUCCAUGUAUUGGAUUUUCAAGCAGAAAUUCCAGCAUUACCAGCCAGUUUAGUAUGGAUAUGAGUUGGCUGGCACUGACCAUGCCAGAACACCCUGAAGCACCACCAAAUUAUGCUGAUGUAGUGUCUGAGGAAGAGUCCUCCAGACAUGUUCCUGCUUAUCCACCACCAAUUGACUGUGAGGAACAAUUGUGUUGUCCUGUGUUUGCUUACAUACAAGAGUUCCGGUUUCAGCCUCCGCCUCUUUAUUCAGAGAUUGAUCCACAUCCAACUGAUGUAGAAGAAGUUCAGCCUGUUUCAUUCAUGCUCUGAAGAUGAUUUGUAAUGAGCAUCAUUGUGAUGAAUGUCUUAAUCUUUCUGCUGCUUAAGCUGGUAGUGCAGCUACAAAGAAAACAG
Molecule: messenger RNA, 1725 nt
Organism: Cuculus canorus (common cuckoo)
Lineage: Eukaryota; Metazoa; Chordata; Aves; Cuculiformes; Cuculidae
Gene: ARRDC4
Product: arrestin domain containing 4
Exons: 8
Coding region: 382-1641 (419 amino acids)
Biological process (GO): protein transport
Cellular component (GO): cytoplasm; plasma membrane
Molecular function (GO): ubiquitin-like ligase-substrate adaptor activity
Source: RefSeq, a predicted model, not a curated record